UUUAUUCAAUCAUUUUAAAGCCACAUGACCUGUGCUUUCUGAAAGCCGUAGCUUUAAAGAGAAGUUGUUCCAUUCAGUGGUUUUCAUAUGCUACCAAAGCUUCCUGUUUCUGUUACAAAAUAUAAGUCUCUUACAAAUAUGGGUAAUCACGUUUUAGUUUCCCACUGAUAAGCAAAAGAGAAAGUUUGGUCAUAAAUAAGUAAUAAUUAUGUGCAAGAAAGUGAGAAAGUGCUUGUAUAAAUAUGAGCACAAACCUAAGUCUUUUAAACAGCACAUGCUUCUUUUUAGCAAUAUAGCAUGUGUACAGCUGACUAGAACAUUUAAAGGUAUCACCCAAAAAUAUCAACUCUGUCAUCAUUUACACACCCUCAUGUAUUUUUAAACCUGUAUCAUCUCCUUAAAGACACUGAUAUGUUUGCUGUGUCUGUGUAUGCAUAACAAUGUUAUGUUGUUUGAAGUGUGUCUGUGACAUAUUUUUUCAUUGCUCCCCUGAGCUCUGACUGCAUAGCUCGAGUUGUUUCUGCCCUAAAUAUAGAGCUGGCUUUUCCCUACAAUGUCAAAUGUAACUUGAUUCCAUAAGUUAAGUCACAGCACGUCAGUUGCUGGCCGACAGGCUGAGUUCCUCUCACUCUGUCCCACAUUGCCUGAUGGAGUCUGUGGAAGCACUGGGCAGGCCCAUUGGGGCCAACCUUCUGAGCUUGCCGGCAUCCUGCCCCUGGGAUGAGGAUGAGGAGUCACUGGGUCUGGAAGGAAUCAAGCCCAAAUCUUCGCCCAUACCAAGACGACGGAGUUCAGUGUCUUCUGAUGACUCCCUGCCUCCCCCUUCAAGCAGCCGAAGAGUGUCCUUUGCUGACGCCUUUGGUUUGAGUCUCGUCUCAGUGAAACAGUUUGACGCUCGGGGAGCAACAACACCAUCAGGCCCUCUGGAGAAAGACUUGAAUGAAGAUAAGGAGUAUUACAUGCUUCCUCUCUUCACUCUUCCACAGACCACAGAGGAGCUAGUCUUGCGGGUUCACGAGCAGAAGCUGGAACUGGAGAGUUUGGAGUUGCUUUCUGGGACCUCAACCCUAAGAGGAAUCGUUCGAGUGCUGAAUGUGUGUUUUAAUAAGAUGGUCUAUGUACGCACCUCUCUAGAUUCGUGGAGAAGUCAUUUUGAUCUGUUGGCAGAGUACAUACCUGGGUCAAACAAUGGUGGGAUGGACUGUUUCUCCUUCAAGCUCACACUGGUACCCCCAUUCGGAGAAGAGGGUGCGAGGGUUGACUUCUGUUUGCGAUAUGAAACAUCUUUAGGCACUUUUUGGGCAAACAACAAUGCAAAGAACUACUCUCUGUUCUGUUGUGAAAAAAUAAAGGAGAAAGCCUCAAAUGUGAGUGAAAACAGAAGAAAAAGCUGUCUGAAAAUAACCAGCCCAAAUAUCUCUGCUUCAACUGUUACAGAAACAAAUAAUGAGGAACUUCCUGAUAUAUAUCUCAAUUCUGGCCCUGGAUCUCCAAAUGAAAGCUCUGAAAAACCUGAAAAGGAAAGCAUGAAAUUAGUGGAGGAAAUAAGCAGAAACCGCAGCCGAAGGAGCAGAAGAAGGGCUGUGCGAUUAGCAAAAGUCAAGGAGCACUUUGCUAAGAGAGAAGAAGAAAUGAAACAAGGGACCAAGACCAAAGAUACAGCAGAGGUCAGCAUGCAGGAACAUGCAUCAGAGCUGGAGAAGACACCAUGCAGCCCACAAUCAACACAAACUGCUCGACCACCAACAUGCAACCAAAUAUCACCCACACCAGCUGAGUCCUUAAAAUCUGCAGAGUAUAUUGGAUAUUCCACUGACAUUUACAGCCAAGCUCUUACACAACAUAAAGAAGCCGUGAUCAACACCAAGUCUAAUUUAUCCGAAGCACACACAGAUUUACCCCUUGAAGACUGUGGUGAAUCAAUUGCAUGCUCUGCUUCUGAAGUCCUGGAAGACAUCCAACUUACUGAGGACCUAAAUGACCAGAAAGGUUCAAUCGAUCAGUCUUUUCCUGUAUGCCAAAAUCCUGACUUGUCUGUUUGCAAGAAUGUUGAAAGAGCAUGGGAGCACUUUGAGAAGGACGCUAAGCAUAGAAUUAAAAGUUUGGCAUUGAGCUCUAAGAUGGACACAAAUAUCAAUGAUGGAAAACCAGAAGAGAAUGUUAGUUUGAAAACUACUAACUCAGAGCCUCAGCUGUUUUCUCAAGGGUUCACAUUUGGGACCAUUGUAGCCCCACUUUAUCAUCAGGUUUUUAAAAACAUGGAAACAGAGAGAAAAGACUUUUUUUCGAAAACAUUACAAGUAGAUAGGUCAUUAAGGGAACUAGAGAACGAGAGUUUAACAGCGGUCACGGCCUCUGAGACCACAGACAUUUGGCCAGAGUCGUGCAAAUCUACAAAACAGACAGUACAUGAUAUUAGUGUUGGCGCCUGCAAAGAAUCAACAGAUCAGAACUCACAACUUGCAGUAAACCCAACCAAAAAUCCUCUCUCUGAGCCAAAUAUGAGUAAACAUGUUGAGAUGUUGGAAGCUUCUCACAAUGAUUAUACUGGUGUUUUCAGAGAAUACCCAACAGAUAAUACAUUUACUGAAACAAACCUUCCAGAAGUCACAUCCAGGCAGCCAGAUCCUCCUCUAGUAGAAAUUUUACCAGUGUGCACAGUAGCUUUGACUGACUAUUCAUUCCAGGAUGAUCCUGGCCACAGUCCAUAUUUAUUUCCCCUACAAGGACCAGAAAAUUUAGUCUCUUCAAAUCAAACAAUAGAGUCCGGUAUUGACAACCUACCUGAACAGAUACACCCUUCAUCACCCACAUCAGUUUUAUUAUCUUUGGAUAAUCAGAUGUCUAGUAUCAAAAUUGAAAUGAACCAGGGGGACCCUGCAAAUAUUAUAAGCAGCACUUCUUGCAGUUUUGCCCAAUCUCCUGAAGACCCCAAAAUGCUCCUGACUUCAGGGAUCGUCUUGGGUUCCUCUAAUGAUAAAUCAGAGCUUGACAGCUGUAAGCUAAGAUUGAACAUUGAAAAAUCUGAAGAACUUUCUUACUUAGCAACAGCCAUGCUAACCGAACCAUAUACAGAAUUGGGGAACACGCAGAUAAAUAUGAGCAAUACUUUGGAGAGCUGCCAAAUGAAUGAAAAAAAGGAACAAACGCUCAUCGGUUCUGCUACACAGACUUCAGAGACAGAGAGCUCAAGCAUUAUUGUGUUUGAUGGAGAACAUAACACAUUAGUGAAUAAAGAGGUGGAAGAAAUUCACAAAAUAAAAAAUGAUGAAAGCCUGGAAGAAGGAAAUGGAAACAAAAUACAAGACAAAGAGGAGAAAGAACAAGAACCAAAAGAACAAGAAGGUGCAGAAGAAAAACUUGAAGAUAAAGGAGGAAUAAAUAGCAUUGAAGAUGAGCUUAAAUACAUAGAUGAUGAAGAGGACUUGGAUGCAGUGGAAACUGAGAGAGAAAAGAAACAACAAGCAGAUGCAGAUGAUCUGCUUUCUGUUGAAAGAGAUUCUGAGGAACAGAAGCAGAUCAUUAGUACCAGCAAUGUUAAAUCAUUACCACAACAUCAUACUGACUUAAAUGAAAUAGAAAAUCUUGGUGGAGUUGAAAAACAGGACAGGCACUUCAACAGUGGAGUAGCAAUUUGUGAGGAAACGGCAUCUUGCCAAGAAUCGUCUCAAAAGAGUGAUACUGAACUCAGUGGAAGUAUGCAAGCUAUGGAGAAUGAUUGGGACCUCAUUGAAUUUAUUGAUAAAGAAGAGGAUGUGUGCUGUGGAAGUGAGAACAGUGACCGGGAAACUACUGAUAAUGUGAACAAUAUGCUGGAAAACAUGGAUUGCCAGGCAAAAGACUCAAUGAACAGAGAUCUCGAAAAUGUUGAAGACAACACCUCAACAGAGUCGCAGAUUGAUGACGAGAUGGAGCUGUACUUGAACAGUCUGAGGAAUUCACAACAGUCCGUAUUCAGAGAAGGCACAAUGAGUGGAAGCUAUGGCAAAAGACCCUCAGUGAGUAAAGGACGGCCAUUAGCUAUGCCUUCAAUCUCGGAGUCUGUCGAUGAGGACCAGACGAAUAGUUCCCUAGAAGAUUUAACAAAUAUCGAGUACAUCAAGGAGCUGGAAAGAGCUACGCUGCCCCUAGUGGAUAGGAAUGAGCAUGUCAUUGGACGUAAUGUCUUGUGGUGGAAAGAGUUUUUGUCUUAUGAUAAUAUGUCAAGAGUGAUUGGAUACACAUUUUUGUUGAUAGUGUUUUUGGUUGCAGCAUAUUAUUAUGACUUCAUUGCAUGUCUUGCCCUAUAUCUUCUUACAGUAUAUUGGCUGUUUCGACAAGGGGAGGAAGAGCCACUAAAAAACUCUCCGAAAGCUGACAGAGGAAUGCAGUAAAGAUGAUUUAUGAACAUUUUUGGAGAGUUUAGUAGAAAUGUGGAAGUGGAUCUGAAUACAUGUUCUACGAAUACAACUGUCGUAUGGCAACAUUGAUUAUGUUGUCAUAUUGAUUAUAUUGAAUAUGGAUUAUGUGGAGGUAUUUAUCGCACAUAAGAAAAACUGACUUUUGUUACAUUAUUUGCCAUUUGACAUUAUACGAGUCAGUAUAUUAUUUCCCGGCUGUAUGGACAAAUACAAAGUUCUGUCAUGAAAUUCUAGAUGGCGCAGGAUGAUAGGUACAUGAUUCAAUCUGCUUGCAAUCACAUCAUUCUCUAUAGAGCACAGCUGAUUGGUUCCUGCUCUAUCAGCUGCCAAUGAACUCUUACCUUUGAAUACUCGGUCAGCAUUUGCUGUAGCAGUUGCUACUGCGCUUUCAGAAACCCUCCACCUUCCCCAGCUCCACCUGUAUAAAUCUGCUACGGGUAAUUCAUGUACGCUAUAUUGUACAGCAGCAGCAGCAUGUCUUGUAUGUAUUUACAGUAGCAAGUCCCAUACUUGCUCAGCAGCAGCAGCAGCAGCAGCAGCAGAUCUAUUCCGCCAAGACCAAACAUAUCAACAUUAUCAUAUCCAUUACCAUGCCAAACACUCUGAGAGUUGUCAUGACAGAACAUUGUUUUUCAAAGUUGGCAUACAAUAUCACAAUGCUUUUUAUACAGAGCUGAUCAUAUAGCAAGGGAUUAUAUGGGAUUUAUAUAUGUAUAAAUGGUUGAAUUAUGUGCUAAUGGUGCCUGGUACAGUGAUAUUUAAAGGACCAGUUUUGUGAGUGAAAAGAUUAAGUUUGACAGAUAAGAUUAGUCUUGAAAAAGGAUUAUAGUGCAAUUGACUUUUAUGUGUAAGUUUAAUUUCAUAUUAAGUACCUAAUUGGAUUAUAAUUUAUAUAUACAUAUAACACAUACAAAGCAGUAAAAAAAAUUUUUUUUUUUCCUUCAGGCAAAAGGCAGUUAUUUUACAAACAUUUUCCCAUACACGGUUGUACAAGUUUAUUAGAGUUCAGAAAUUAUAUUCUUUAUGUAUCAUCUUGUUUGUUUACAGCUAUGGUUUACAGUCAUAAACUAUUUGACAGUUCACACUACCUAUUUUCUAAAAAGUCAUCAAGGGUCACUAUCCUAUUUUAUGUUUUUAGGGUCUUAUCAUCUCCAAACUGACCAGCGUUUGUUUCAUAAAUACAGGUACUGUAUGUAGACAGGUGUCUACUCACAAUGAAUAAACUAUGUAAAAUAAACAAUAACUUCCAUCAUUGCAUUAUUUUGUACUCAAAAUAGAUAACAUGCAUGGAAUAAUCUGUUUUUAUCAAUCUGUUUUUCUGUUGCGUUAUCUAUAAAUUUAUUUUGUCCAAUCAACAGAGUAUUUUUAUUGCAACUCAAUAUUGUGCACCUGUUAUUAUUUUGAAGGUGUCUUUAUCUUGUUCAUUUAUUGUUGGACAUCAUUCACGGAAAUGGCUUUCAAUGAACAAACAGAUGAACUAUGAUCUCAUCUCCAGGUUAUAUGCAAUUCGCAGAAAUAAAUCUGACCACAGAUCUCCCCAAAUAGACUGUACAUAUUUUUAGCAGUGAUUCAGUUGUUUUUGACCAUACAGUGAAAGUCACUAGGGCCCAAAACAUCGUCGAACACAACCCAUCCCAACAAUCAUUGUACAUUUUUCAAGAUAUCAGCUUUUGUGUUCCACAGAGGAAAGAAUACAUACAUGAGGUUGAGUAAAUGACGCCAUUUUCAUUUCUGGGUGAACUAUCCCUAAUGUCAUCUUUAGAACACUAUAAUUUCAAGCAUGAUUAGAUGAGUGACUGCAUAUUUAUAAGCGGAUAGCAUAAGAAAUGUUUUAGUCCCAAAUUCAUUGGGGAGGAGUCUGCACAGCUGAGCAGGGAGACUAUUAUGGGAUUAUCACUCCCUCCAAAUGGGAUGGAAGCAUAUGAUGACAUUUUCAAGAGGACACACAAUGACACUUGUAGCUUCAUCUCAGAGCUACUAAAAAUGGAAAAGUAUUUCCUCUGCGUUUUUCACGUACAAACGACAACAUUGUCAAAAUGAUUCCCGUUCACACGGAUUUGCGUCAAUGACUAAAAAUGCUGUAUUAUUCAUGCCAGGCCAGUAGGUGGCAAUGUCACUUUGUAAAGAAACACUACGUGCCAAUAGACUGAACAUGUAAUACACAUGUGCAUGACAUCACCGUUUUCACAAAUUCAAGUUUUUGUAGUUUACACAGAGACCACAACCUAAUGGAGGGAGUUAGAGCAGAUUCCAGCCUCUCCUCAACAAACAUACACAUAAGUCCAGGAGGGAGGCGGAGCAGAAGCAGAUCAGGGAGACUGGAGACUGAGGAGGAACAGAGAGCCAGGGAAGGAGCUGGCAGAGCAAGUGGCCAGGGUAGGUCCAGCAGAGCAGGUAGCCAGAGCUGAGUCGGCGGGAAUGAAGACCACCUCAGCGGAGCUGGAAACCGGCAGAACAGGCGGAGUUGAAGACCAUCACGGCGGAGCAGGAAACCACCACUGCAGAGCAAAAGACAGACCACGGUGGAGCAAGUGGAGCAGAAGACCACCACAGGGGAGCCGGAGACUACCACGGUUGAACAGGCAGAGCUGAAGACCACCAUGGCAGAGCAGAAGACCACUGGCAGCCAUGAAGGCUGAGGACUCUGGAGUGGCAGUCAUGACGGCUGAGGACUCUGGAGUGGCGGUCAUGACGGCUGAGGACUCUGGCGUGGCAAUUAUGACAUGACGUGAAGAGACUCUGGCAUGGCAGCCAUGACGGCUGAGGACUCUGGAGUGGCGGUCAUGAUGGCUGAGGACUCUGGUGUGGCGGUUAUGACAUGACGUGAAGAGUCUCUGGCAUGGUGGCCAUGACGGCUGAGGAUCUGGUGUGGUGGCAACUGAGGGAGUGCUGCGUUCCUUCACCGCAACUACCACAGUAAAUUCAGAGCCGCAAUGCUAAGUUGAUGUAGAAUUUCAGAGUCCAGUUAGGUUCAGCAGCAUAAGCGAGCUGAGCGGCUCAGAUACUUAAACACAAGACAGGGAAUCACAAGACAUUACGUGCAUGAUUUUAUAUAGUUUAUAAUAUAUUAUAAUAAUAUGUGACCCGAUCUAGCGAAAUGAG
This is a messenger RNA of Megalobrama amblycephala (Wuchang bream), 7502 nucleotides long. RefSeq names its product protein phosphatase 1, regulatory subunit 3Ab (gene ppp1r3ab). Gene Ontology annotation, cellular component: protein phosphatase type 1 complex. Lineage: Eukaryota; Metazoa; Chordata; Actinopteri; Cypriniformes; Xenocyprididae. Gene Ontology annotation, biological process: regulation of glycogen biosynthetic process. The record is from RefSeq and is a predicted model, not a curated record. Gene Ontology annotation, molecular function: protein phosphatase 1 binding; glycogen binding. The transcript has 4 exons. Bases 648 to 4373 code for a protein of 1241 amino acids.